AUGCUUUCGAUAAGGAACUCAAGGGUCUUGUACAGUUCAAAUAAUAUCACGAAAGAUUUCAUUAGUGAUAUAUUAGCAAAAGCCCUAGAGGCAACAUCAAAGAAUCCCAAAAGGAAAACUAGUUUGAAAGAUUAUGACCAACACUCUUCCUCCGCUAAUAGACGACAAUUCAAUAGAAACAAAAGAAAACUUGAUGAUAAUAAUAGAGGACAACAAAGAUUUGAUGAGCUACCCAUAAAAAAACUUCAACCAAGAAUUCAAACCAGCAAGAAACCUUCAUUUAGUUCAGAAUUCUUAGAUAUCCUAUCUAAUGAUUCAAAAAAUGGUACUACAACUGGUACUGAGAGCCAUGCCUCUAUGGAAAAUGAUCUUUUAAAUAUUAUUAGUAAAACUGAAAACUCAACUGUAGUUACCAAAAAUGAUGGUAUUAUUCUAAAAUCAUCAAUUGAAAGAAAUGAAAGAACACAACAAGUAUUGAACAAAUUAGCAAGAGGAAAUAAUAACAGAUUAUUCAAAUUCAAGAAGAGAAAUGGGGACAAUAACGAUUUCAAUACACAAAGAAAUAAAUCAGCGAAUCAAACUGAAGUUGCAAUGAUGCAUUCUAAAGAUUUUGUACCUCAAUUACCAACGAAGCUAUCUCUAUUAAAAUACUCUUCAAAUCUUUAUAAUGUUCCUAAAUCAAAAAUAACUAAAUUUGCAAUGAAAACAUUGAACGAUUCAAAUUUCCCUAUUCAUAGAUCACCAAAUUUAGGUUUCAAUUCUACAAUUGAUCCAAAAAAAAAUCAAGAAAAUUUAUCAUUAACUGUUAAACAUACACCAAAUUUUGGUAAAUAUUUACCUGCAUCAUCAUUACAACUCUCCAAAGAAAAAUUAUUUAAAAAUUUAUCGAUCAAUUUUGAUACGAAUGCUUUCAAUGAAAUUGUAUUGGGGAAAUAUUCAAAUUUAUCAAAUCAUAAUCUCAAUGAUUUUAAUAAAUUAACAAAUUCAAAUACAAAAAAAAAUUCAGAUUUAUUGAAAAAUAGUAAUACUGUUAAAUUAAAUUUGGAAAAACUUCAAAUUAAUAAUGAUAAUAAUGUGAAAACAUUACUUUAUGAUGUUUGUUCUGGUUUAAAACCAAUUUCUGAAAUUAUGUUUCUUCCAAAUUCAAACACAAAACCUUCUCCACCACCUCCAUCUUCAUGA
Naumovozyma dairenensis CBS 421 is the source of this 1182-nucleotide messenger RNA. RefSeq names its product mitochondrial 37S ribosomal protein mS46 RSM28 (gene RSM28). Lineage: Eukaryota; Fungi; Ascomycota; Saccharomycetes; Saccharomycetales; Saccharomycetaceae. Bases 1 to 1182 code for a protein of 393 amino acids. The transcript has a single exon. The record is from RefSeq and is a predicted model, not a curated record.